AUGUGUGAUCCCACUAGAGACGAUGGCUCUAGCCAAAUCGGCGUGGUGCGUAAGGAAAAAAGAGCCUUGUUUCAGAGGAAAUGGACGGUAGUCGAUGUACUAAGAGCGUUAACCGUUGCGAGUGUGCAUUUUUGGUGUCUCUUGGCGCCAUUUAACUACAAAUGGGAAGCUUUACGGUUCGGUUUGAUUCUCGUCGCGGUAACUAACCUCAGCGUCACAUUCUCGUACCAUAGGAACUUGGCUCACCGGAGCUUUAAGCUCCCAAAAUGGCUCGAGUAUCCUUUUGCUUAUUCCGCUGUUUUUGCUAUUCAGGGUGAUCCAAUGGAUUGGGUGAGCAUACAUAGGUUCCAUCACCAGUUCACGGAUUCGGACCGCGACCCACAUAGCCCCAAGGAAGGGUUUUGGUUCAGUCAUGUGUUGUGGACAUUUGACACUCUUUACAUCAAAUAUAAGUGUGGUGGACGUAACAACGUUAUGGAUUUGAAGAAGCAAUGGUUCUAUAGGUUUCUGCGAAAGACAACUGUUCUCCACAUCUUAAUGUUUUGGAGCCUUCUUUAUCUCUAUGGUGGUUUACCUUACCUUACAUGCGGCGGGGGUGUUGGAGGCGUGCUGGGGUACCACGUGACAUGGCUCGUAAAUUCCGCAUGCCAUAUUUGGGGUUCGAGGUCGUGGAAGACUAAAGACACAUCUCGUAACAUUUGGUGGCUAAGCGUAUUCACGAUGGGAGAGAGUUGGCACAACAACCACCACGCGUUUGAGUCAUCGGCGAGGCAAGGAUUGGAGUGGUGGCAGAUUGAUAUCACUUGGUAUCUCAUUCGACUAUUCGAAUUUUUUGGAUUAGCUACUGAUGUGAAAUUGCCCUCAGAAUUCCAGAAACAGAAGAUGGCUCUCGCUCGUUGA
Arabis nemorensis is the source of this 900-nucleotide messenger RNA. Lineage: Eukaryota; Viridiplantae; Streptophyta; Magnoliopsida; Brassicales; Brassicaceae. The record is from the annotation of a GenBank genome assembly.